Molecule: messenger RNA, 258 nt
Organism: Colletotrichum aenigma
Lineage: Eukaryota; Fungi; Ascomycota; Sordariomycetes; Glomerellales; Glomerellaceae
Exons: 2
Coding region: 1-258 (85 amino acids)
Source: RefSeq, a predicted model, not a curated record
AUGUCGUCUCAGACUUCUUCAAUGGUUGUUGAAUCCGGCAGUCAGACCGGUGCAGCGUCUGGACAGGCCUCGAACAAUCAAGCGACCUCGAACGAUCAAGCGGCCUCUCGGCAGGCUCGCUUCGAUAUGUUCAUGAACGAUAACGACAACCAGUACACACGCCUCGAAUCCAACAGACCAGCCGAACGACCAGCCGAACGACCAGCCGAAAGACCAGUCGAAGACAAGCCCGUCCAAAAAGCCCCCCGAACCCAAUAG